Messenger RNA from Cynoglossus semilaevis (tongue sole), 1703 nucleotides. It is a transcript of the gene ccdc51, whose product is annotated as coiled-coil domain containing 51. The transcript has 7 exons. Bases 147 to 1328 code for a protein of 393 amino acids. NCBI's taxonomy places the organism in Eukaryota, Metazoa, Chordata, Actinopteri, Pleuronectiformes, Cynoglossidae. The record is from RefSeq and is a predicted model, not a curated record.
AAUGUUAAUACGCCGACGCAGUAGGGGACGCUGUAUGCUGUUGCACUGACCGGAACCGGCGAGGAGGAAUUGACAGCAUAAGGAGGAAGAAGAGCAGCUGCAGACUCAGAUCUGAAGCUGUCACCGUUUUUUUUGUUGUUGUUCUAAUGACGCUCUCAUUCUCCAUCAGCCACAGGUUUAGCCACCAUGGACCUGGAUCAGUGUCUGGACGAGCUGUUCUGCUUUGCAGAUACAGUGCUAACCGUCCAUCAGGUUCUCCACCAUCAGCAAUACCUCCACCCCCUUUUUCUGCCCCUGCUGGUCACAAUGAAAAAGGCAAAGCCUUAAUGAAGGAGCGCCUCCUGGCUGCUGUUCGGUGUGCAGCCGUGCUUGGGCAGCGCUGGGCUCAGAGGUCAACCCAAACAGCCUCUGCCAGCAUGAACUACUGGUGGGGGAAGUACGAAGAGUUUGUGGGGCUCAACGAAGUCCGCGAAGCUCAGGCCAAGGUGACAGAGGCUGAAGCUGCAUUCAUGGUGGCCAGAGGUCUGGUCCGUGACUCACAUGCCGCCCUAGAGGCCCUGCAGAGUCGUCUGAAGGAGGUCCGAGUCCGUCUGGACAGGGUUUCUAGAGAAGAGGCCCAGUACCUAGAACUGGCAACGAUGGAGCACAAACUUCUGCAGGAAGAACGUCGUCACAGAUCAGACUAUGAGAAAACAGAAAUUUGUGAGAGAGAGAAGUUUGCAUUGUUCUCAGCUGCUGUCAGAGCAAGUCAUGAGAAGGAGAGAACCAGAGCAGAGCGUACUAAGAACUGGUCCGUCAUCGGAUCAGUGCUAGGUGCUUUAAUUGGAGUCAUGGGGUCCACUUACAUCAAUCAUGUCCGUUUACAGGAACUUAAGAACCUUCUUCUUGAGGCCCAGAGAGGUCCACAGAGUUUGCAGGAGGCUCUGAGAGUCCAGGCUGGAAUCCACCAAUCUCAGCAGGAGCAACUCCAAAGUAUAAUUCACGGUCUGAAAAACACAGUGACUAAUGCCAUCACUGCCACAGGGGAGCAUAGGUCCUCGAAUGAAGGUCUAACCCUGAUGUCAUCCUUGGAAGAUCUGCACAUCUGCAACCAAAAGACCCAGUCCGCGGUGAACUCCCUCAUGCCACAACUAAGGAAAUUGGAGCAAGGGCUGGACAGACUGGAGAGGAGGCUGUUACCAGGAAUACCAGGACUGGAGACCCCCCAGGAGCCACUACAGACUUUAGUAGAACACCAGAAGAGACACAGCUCCGUCUUCAGCUUCACUGCUGCUACUGCUAUCACUGUGGCCACACUUUACCUGAUGUUCAGAGCAGCUACCGGCUGAACAACCGUCAUAGCUGUGAACAUGUGUGCAGGGCACUUUGGAUAUUUCUGCUGUAAUGACCUCCUGAAUUCAUGAACAAGCACCAAGUUUCUCACACCCAAUGUUUUAUUCACUUUUUUUCCCCGAAAUUGAUUCAUUUUUAUUCUACUGGUCUUUGAGAUGGAUAAAGUUAGAAUCUGAAUAAAUGUUGAUUGAAAACUGACCCGAAACUAACCUAGAAACCUCGGUAGAAGCAUUUAUUCUCAUAGUUCAAUGAAGUACAGCUUAUUUAAGAAAGAAAAAAAAUAACGCUAGCCUGAUGUGUGAGAGACAGGUUGAAAACGUACUAAAUAAUGUCAUUUGAAUUUAAUCAAAUUAAAAGUAUCUUUUAAAAAA